AGAAAAGCCGCUCCAAGCAACCAAAGUAUUGCGGCUAAAUUAUUUUCACCAAAUUAAUAAUUAAAAAAAGAGUUUGUCGAAGUUCAUUUUGGGUAAUAUAAUAUAACCACAAUAACAAGUGAAAUGGCAAUGCAGUUAGCGAAGGUUCAUUCAUAUCAUGAAUGGUUAGAAAAACUUAACUCGAGGAGAGAUAAUAUCUGCCUUGACCCUUUUAGCAACAUGGAGUAUAUGGGCCAUACACAAACUGCCACCUACAUGACUGGUCCUCGUCAGCUAACUCAGACAGCCUUACCAUCCAUCAUGCAGUCAUCUUACAAACCAUUUGAUACCUAUCCAGCACCUUCUCCACUUAGACGAUCCCUCACCACCCUACCCUGGAGGCCAAGUACCUACUAUCAAACAGCACAAACCAACCCCACCACAGCAAUCUCCAAAAGUAUGAACGAACCUCUGUCCACUCGAAACCAACUUUCCCAACUAGAUGGCAUCAAAGUUCCUCCAGUGUUCGCUGCUUCCAGAAAUGCCCUUUACACCCGAUAUACACCAAACGAUUGGUCCAGUUCUAACCAAACCAAUUAUAUGUCAUCUGAUAGAGUCCGAGGUGGUGCUGAACGUAUCCGUUUGGACACAAUUCGUCUGUGCCGAGAAACCGAUGACAAGACCAGAAGAACCCAAACCGAUGUUGGUAAGAAGCUUGGGGAGAGAAUUGGUGAUAUUUCUUUCUGGAAGACAGAACUUAAUCAUGAAACAGAUAACAUGAUUGCUGAAACCAAUGCCUUGAACGAAGCUAAGCGAGUUUUGGAGAAAGCUCUAGCGGAAACCGAAAACCCAUUACACAUUGCCCAAGAGUGCCUUUACCACCGGGAAAAGAGACAAGCUAUUGAUCUAGUCCAUGAUAACCCAGAGAAGGAACUGAUUAAGGAAGUCGACAUUAUCAAGAGAUGCCAAAAUAAAAUGCGAGACGUUGUUGAUAAAUCCAAUGUACAACUAGGAUUAAACCGAGCAGCCCAACACGAAUUAGAGAAGGAUUCUGGUGACAAGUUCGCUGCCCAGAGUUUAGAUGAAACUUGCCAUGGUAUGAGAAAUGCUUCACGGGGAUUAGCUUUCCAUAAUGGUGUACACAGAAUUGAUAACACUGUUUCAGUUCCAGAGUCCUGGGCCAAGUUCACCAACGACAAUAUUCAGAGAUCACAAAGUGAAAGAGCCGCCUCUAAGCACAUACGAAAUCUGAUUGAAAGUGUUCUUAACACAUGUGUCAGCGACAUGUGGCAAGAAUGGAAUGCCGUCAAUGUUGCUUUAAAUAAUAGAAUGCAAGAUACAGCGGAUACCAGAAACAAGCUCCAAAACCAUUUAUCAAAGAUUGGUAUCUGA
Molecule: messenger RNA, 1371 nt
Organism: Patella vulgata (common limpet)
Lineage: Eukaryota; Metazoa; Mollusca; Gastropoda; Patellidae
Product: tektin-3
Exons: 6
Coding region: 124-1371 (415 amino acids)
Biological process (GO): cilium movement involved in cell motility; cilium assembly
Cellular component (GO): microtubule cytoskeleton; nucleus
Source: RefSeq, a predicted model, not a curated record